Molecule: messenger RNA, 2059 nt
Organism: Toxotes jaculatrix (banded archerfish)
Lineage: Eukaryota; Metazoa; Chordata; Actinopteri; Toxotidae
Product: neuronal acetylcholine receptor subunit beta-2-like
Exons: 6
Coding region: 59-1426 (455 amino acids)
Biological process (GO): monoatomic ion transmembrane transport; regulation of membrane potential; signal transduction
Cellular component (GO): neuron projection; postsynaptic membrane; synapse
Molecular function (GO): acetylcholine-gated monoatomic cation-selective channel activity; transmembrane signaling receptor activity
Source: RefSeq, a predicted model, not a curated record
GACAUUAUAAUGAUAGAAUUUAUUUUUUUAAAUCAAAAUAUUAUGUAAACUAUACACAAUGUAUGACGUGCUAACUGGUGUUUUCUUUCAGAAUGAGAGGGAGCAGAUAAUGACGACCAACUUAUGGCUGUUUCAGGAAUGGAAUGACUACAGGCUGAGAUGGGACCCAGACAAGUAUGAAGGCAUCAAGAAACUACGAAUACCAUCCAAACACAUCUGGCUUCCUGAUAUCGUGCUCUAUAACAAUGCCGAUGGCGUCUAUGAGGUUUCCUUCUACUGCAACGCCGUGGUCUCCAACACAGGGGACAUUUUUUGGCUCCCCCCAGCAAUCUACAAGUCGGCCUGUGCCAUCGAGGUGCAGAACUUCCCCUUCGACCAGCAGAACUGCACUCUCAAGUUCCGCUCCUGGACCUACGACCACACUGAGGUGGACCUAAUCCUCACGAGCGACUUUGCCAGUCGCGAUGACUUCACGCCUAGCGGAGAGUGGGACAUCGUGUCCCUCCCUGCACGCAAAAACGAGGACCCCAACGACAUCACCUACCUGGACAUCACCUAUGAUUUUGUGAUCAAGAGGAAGCCGCUUUUUUACACCAUUAAUCUGAUCAUUCCGUGUGUGCUGAUCACGUCGCUGGCCAUCCUGGUUUUCUACCUGCCGUCAGACUGUGGGGAGAAGAUGACGCUGUGUAUCUCAGUGCUGCUGGCCCUCACUGUGUUCCUGCUGCUGAUAUCAAAGAUAGUGCCACCCACCUCUCUAGCAGUGCCACUCAUCGGUAAAUACUUGAUGUUUACCAUGGUACUGGUAACCUUCUCCAUUGUAAGCACGGUCUGCGUCCUCAACGUGCACCACCGCUCCCCGUCCACCCACCACAUGCCCGACUGGGUCAAACGCCUCUUCUUAGUCCAGCUACCCACCUUCCUCCUCAUGAGGCGUCCAGGCUCUUCCAACGUCCGUGAUAAACUCCGCCGUAAGUACGCCAACCGGAGUACCGUGGGGAAAAGCAGUUCCCAGAGCUGCACAGACAAAAAACAGUACUCCAACAUCAGGCUCGGCGGGAUCCGAACAGACACCGACUCCUUCUACGUGAAUGAGGACCUGGCCCACAAGUUUUGCUGGAAGGUUGGCGACAUCCCAGAUGGCGGUGGUGGAUUUUCAGACUUCCGGAGGCCUUUGGCUGUUCAGUGGGAUGCAGAUCUGGAGGAAGCAGUGGAUGGAGUGAGAUACAUUGCCGAACAUAUGAAAACAGAAGACGAUGAUGAAGGGAUCAUAGAGGACUGGAAGUAUGUGGCCAUGGUGAUAGACCGCCUGUUCCUGUGGAUCUUCAUCCUGGUGUGUGUGGUGGGAACACUGGGGCUCUUCAUGCAGCCGCUGUUCCAGAGCUAUAACACACCCACUGCUGAUGACACUGAGUAUGGAGAUUUCUAGGAUUUCUGUGGCAUGAAAAAGGAAACAGAUGAAUUAGUCUCUGUGAUAAGAACUUUAACUGAGAACCAACACCAGGCCUGACUCAGAUACAUAGUUUCUGACACAACAUACGAGUUGUGGAGUGUUUUCUCCAGUGUUUAACUUUCACAGUGUACAGAACAAACCACAAAACCAGUGAAGAAUACUGGCAAUUUCUUGUCCUGUAAGAUCAUGAGGCCUGCUCUCCUCUGCAGUAUUACUGAUGUGAAAAACAAGAAUUUAGACAUUACACGAAUUGUUCGUUAUUACAGUACAAUGGACCAUAUAUUCUUUUUCUCUACACUUCUCAAACCAAUCUGUAUUAUAACAAAGUGAGGAUACUUCAUCCUCUCCACCUUUUCUCUUCAUAAAAAUAUUAAUGCACCAUCUCUCUCUCUCUCUCUCUCUCUCUCUGUCUUUUUCUUGUUCUGCUUCAGAGCUUUGUGCCUCCUCUCCACCAUACAUCUCCCAAGCAAUGUUAUAACACAUUGUCUUAUUUUGAGGAAUGUGUGUUCUUCUCUUACUUUCUUACUUCUUCUUCUUCAUUUCUGUCCUUCUCUCACGUGCUUGGUUAUUCUCUUUUUUUCUCUGUCUAUAAGACAGCUUAAAGAAAAU